AUGUCGUCGGUUUCUCCCGAAGCUACCCGCACUCCCCGGGCGCAGGAGACUAUGCCUCCCCCACCACUCUCCGUACGCGUCCCGGAAGCCGACGCAGAAACAGAUUUCCCCGACGCCGUCAUCCUCGACCACUACUUGAACCCCGAGACAUACCGCGUCACUUUUGACUGGAAACGCGUCGGCGUCCGCGAACAACUCGUCAUCCCCGAGGUGCACGCUCAGCUCAUCGAUCAGAACAAGGUCCUCGACUACUGGCACCAGGUUUACCUCACCACGCGCCAGGUGCGAGAACAGGCCCUUCGCUGCGAAUUCUACCACGUCUUCCAGAUCCUUGACCAUCGCCGUCUGGGGAGGGGUACGAGAUCAGGUUUCCUCCUGGUGCAGUGGGUCGGCUACUCGGAUGACCCCGAAGAAGCCACGUGGGAGCCCAUCACCAAGAUCGACAGAGUCGCGCCGCUGGACGUGAGAGAUUAUCUGACCAAGAAGCGCCUGUGGAAGAACCUGCGCCCAUGGCCCGCUUGGAGGAGAAAGACACAGGACCACGAGGACGCACGCCAGAGACUCAUCGCAGCCCCCAGUCUGCUGGAUGAGGCCAACCAGCGCUUGCGGUCCGAGUCAACCACGAGGUUGUCGGCGGAUCUCGGGCUCGAUAGAUGA
This is a messenger RNA of Colletotrichum chrysophilum, 657 nucleotides long. RefSeq lists its product as uncharacterized. The record is from RefSeq and is a predicted model, not a curated record. The transcript has 2 exons. NCBI's taxonomy places the organism in Eukaryota, Fungi, Ascomycota, Sordariomycetes, Glomerellales, Glomerellaceae. Bases 1 to 657 code for a protein of 218 amino acids.